Rodentolepis nana is the source of this 960-nucleotide messenger RNA. The record is from the annotation of a GenBank genome assembly. Lineage: Eukaryota; Metazoa; Platyhelminthes; Cestoda; Cyclophyllidea; Hymenolepididae.
AUGUGGGAAGGGGCUUUAUCACGCCUCGAUAACGAUCUCUGUUCAAUUGGUCUGGAAGACGUCUCUAUUUUAACUAAGAUCACUGAUGAACCAAUCACAAUAAACCCAGACCUUCUCCGUAUUGCUCAGAGCGGAGCUGUGGCAGUUUUCGGACUUCUUGACUGGACGGUCAACAAUGUGGAUGGUUCCGUAGAACUUCAAAUAGCAAAUGUUGGUGACUGCUCUGCCGUUCUAUUCUCAGUCUCUGACGCGUCGAUGGGCGAAUUAAAACCCCAGCGUCUAGUUGAUCCGCACAACGGUAGUACCAACGAGGAUGAAUUGCGACGAUUGGUGAUAGAACAUCCAGAUGACAAAGCGGAGGACCUUAUUCGAAACGGGGGUCGACUACUAGGUGAGCUGGCCCCAACGAGAGCAUUUGGUGAUGUACGCUACAAGUGGCCCGCUGAUCGUAUACACAAAUUAAAUGAGCGCCUCAUUCAGGAGGACACGUGCAGUUCUGAUUUACUGAAUGCUUUUGAUGCUCUUCCUUCACCUUACAUCUCUCCGCCUUAUCUCAUCGUUAAACCAGAUGUGUCAAAAUUUUCGCUGAAACCGAACGAUCGUUAUCUAGUCCUCGCGACGGAUGGUCUAUGGGAUACUCUAACUCCAGAAUUAGCAGCCUCCAUUUUGAGUCGCCUUCAACCAGGACAGUGCCCUGCAACGAGAUUAAUGAGAGCAGCCUUGUCUGUCCCAAUCGGUCCUGAUGGCAAUCUCAAUCGCAAAGCAAAAGAGGAUCCCCGAUUAGCCUCGGCACUUCUUUCACUGCCACCUGGUGUUGCUCGACUUUAUCGGGAUGAUAUCACAUUGAUUGUAAUUGAACUUAAUGCGCCUACCUCGAGUAUUGCUAGCCCUCCCCUCCCAUCUAUGCCUUCCACUUCACAAAAUAACCCUGUUCUACACUCUCAACCUUCUUCAUCUUAA